Cannabis sativa is the source of this 420-nucleotide messenger RNA. RefSeq lists its product as uncharacterized. The transcript has 2 exons. Lineage: Eukaryota; Viridiplantae; Streptophyta; Magnoliopsida; Rosales; Cannabaceae. The coding region runs from base 1 to 420 and encodes 139 amino acids. The record is from RefSeq and is a predicted model, not a curated record.
AUGUCAGGGCAUUAUAAAAGGGAUUGUCCCCAACUCAAGACUGAAGCACCAAACACUGCAGCGAAACCCACUUUAGCAAGGGUGUUCGUGAUAACUCAGGCUGAUGCAGAAGCCAGCCUCCCAGUAGUAACAGGUCAGCUCUUGGUCAACAACUCUUAUUUCUCUGUGCUGUUUGACUCUGGGGCCACUCAUUCCUAUGAUGGGAUCAAGGUGGAUCCAGGAACGAUAGAAUCCGUCAAGGAUUGGCUAAGACCGAAAACAGUAACAGAAAUUACAAGCUUCUUGGGUCUGGCUGGAUAUUAUCGUCAGUUUGUGGAAGGGUUCUCCAAAAUUUCAACACCCUUAAUCGAGCUUCCUAAAAAGAGUCAGCGUUUUGUAUGGACAGACAAGUGUGAGGCAAGCUUCCAAGAGCUGAAGUAG